Messenger RNA from Setaria italica (foxtail millet), 1057 nucleotides. Its product is annotated as VQ motif-containing protein 25. The transcript has a single exon. Lineage: Eukaryota; Viridiplantae; Streptophyta; Magnoliopsida; Poales; Poaceae. The record is from RefSeq and is a predicted model, not a curated record. Bases 423 to 896 code for a protein of 157 amino acids. Gene Ontology annotation, cellular component: nucleus.
ACACUUCGGUUUUCUAAAAAAAUAAAGAAAAACUCUUAACAGUCCUAGUAGUGCCAUAACUUUGUAGUAUAUGCUAUUCCUUGACAGUUUAAUCAGUUGCAUGGAUAGGAAUUGGAAAUCUCGCCUGAAUAUCUAACAUGGACCACAAUCAUUAAAAAUAUGUGUACUAUAUCAUAGCCUGAGCAUAAGCAUUAAUUUUGGCAUAAACCCAACAUCAACCGUUGGAUCGUUGAUCAGACGGCUGCACUGGAUGCAUCAGCAGAGGUGGCCGCAUCCAAGAUCCAACGGCUCGAUACCACCGGGGCGUCUAUAUAAACCUCCUCCCCAUCCCAGCUUCCUCUCCACUGGUAACCUCCACCUCCUUCCUCGCGUCUCUCUCGGCAGGCGAGCCUCCGCGAACACACCCACUCUUUGGCGACGCGAUGAAGCACCCCGCGAAGCUCCCGUCCCGUGGCGCAGCGUCGUCUUCGGCCGCGACGUCCGCGCACAGGCUCUCCCACUCCAUCGCCAAGGCGCCGCCGCGGAAGAUCAGGAUCAUCCACGUCCUGGCGCCGGAGAUCAUCAAGACGGAGGCCCGGCACUUCCGCGAGCUCGUCCAGCGGCUCACCGGGAAGCCCUCCCCGAACGGCUCCGGCUCGGCGGCGUCCACCGAGGACGCGUCGUCGUCCCCGCCGCAACAGGACUCGUGCGACUCGGCGCGCGACGUCGAGGGCCCCGGCGCCGGCGCCGCGGCGGCGAUCCAGUUGAAGGUGAAGGAGGAGGCCGAGACGUCGUCGGGUGACGAAGGAGGAGGGUUCCUGCGCGCGCUCGAGUUGGACGGCUGCAACGACAUGUUCUUCCAGGGGCUGGAGGAUUUCCUCUUCAGCUCCUGCGACAUGGAGGGUUUCAAUUUCUGAUCAGGUGCAUGCGCUGGGGGAGCUGGGCAUUUUUGUCUUCCAAACCUCUUGAUCCGUCACUCUGUUCCUGCAUUACAGAACAAUCUGUAGUUGUGAGAUGAAGAUCUCGAGUUUGCUCAGUUUGCAAAGAUAAAUCAUCAUCAGACAUGCAUUUCCUCGUU